AUGCGGUUUGCUUCAAGGAAGAAUGGAAUGAAGAAGACCCUUUGUCAAAGGAGGGGCAGACGUGGUGUGAAGGCACGAAAUAUGACCAUGAGGGUCAGAAGACCUCUACAAGGGGCCUUCAGAAAGAAAAUCCGAUCGUAUGCCACUCAAUCGAUGAAGCGAAAGAAAACAAGAAAAGCAAACCUUUCCUUCUCUGGCUGUGGACGCACGAAAUAUGACCAUGAGGGUCAGAAGACCUCUACAAGGGACCUUCAGAAAGAAAAUCCGAUCGUAUGCCACUCAAUCGACGAAGCCAAAGAAAACAAGAAAAGCAAACCUUUUCUUCUCUGGCUGUGGAGCCCAGUGUCGUUUGUGUCCGGUGAAUCAAUUCAUCAUGUAAAUGGAAAGGCACGAAGUAUGGCCAUGAGGGUCAGAAGACCUCUACAAGGGACCUUCAGAAAGAAAAUCCGAUCGUAUGCCACUCAAUCUAUGAAGCGAAAGAAAACAAGAAAAGCAAACCUUUCCUUCUCUGGCUGUGGACGCACGAAAUAUGACCAUGAGGGUCAGAAGACCUCUACAAGGGGCCUUCAGAAAGAAAAUCCGAUCGUAUGCCACUCAAUCGACGAAGCCAAAGAAAACAAGAAAAGCAAACCUUUUCUUCUCUGGCUGUGGAGUUUUUAUGUCCUUUCCUCCAAACUGAUACCCUUGUCUUGUCUUCCAGGCACGAAAUAUGACUAUGAGGGUCAGAAGACCUCUACAAGGGGCCUUCAGAAAGAAAAUCCGAUCGUAUGCCACUCAAUCGACGAAGCGAAAGAAAACAAGAAAAGCAAACCUUUCCUUCUCUGGCUGUGGACGUAA
Messenger RNA from Rangifer tarandus platyrhynchus (Svalbard reindeer), 837 nucleotides. The record is from the annotation of a GenBank genome assembly. Lineage: Eukaryota; Metazoa; Chordata; Mammalia; Artiodactyla; Cervidae.